AUGUUGGUAUUCGCGGUUGUUCACUACAUUGCGAUCUAUGGUUCGUCUCUGAGUGAUAAAUGUGAACAACGUCUCAUUUCCUCUGUGUUACCUAAGAAUCGCUUGAAACACAAAAAUGCAUAUAAGUAUCAAUGUAGUCUGUACAAACGACUCAUCGAUGACGAGAGUGAUCAAUCUUCGUCAAGUAAGGAUGACGAGCGUUUCUCUUUUCUAAAUGACAGCUUGAGACGGGAACCCUCUUUGCGUCACGAUAUCCCAAUGUAUUAUAUAGUUCCAAUUUGUAAUGGUAAAAAGCAGGGAUACGGUGAGAUUCACUUUGGAGGGGAAUAUGAUGCUCUUGUAUAUUCGACAAGCUGGAUCAAUGAUAUCCGAUCCAAUAAAGGUUUUGUGUACAAUCGGAUAACGAGCAAAGUUCUGUGUCUGGUCGACGACUGCGAAACCAUUCUUUUCGAUGAAACCAACUGUCCGCAAUGGGAAAUACUGGACAAGGACAAUGGGGAGAGGUGGGAAGGACUGUCCUAUCGUGGUUCGCCCUGCGGCCUUGGCGAGUAUUACGAUGAGAACAACUAUCUCAUCUAUCGUGGAAUGUGCGUCGACUUCUAUUGGGAGGGCUAUGGACAGAGUUUCUUUCCUCGAACCGUAGGAAACAAGCCACAACUUGCAAGCGAGGGAAUGUGGUGUCAUGGCAAUCUCUUGGGCAUUGCCGAUCGAUUCGAUCUGUUCGGCAACUCCCUGCUAAAAGGAUUGCUGCUCAAUCAAGAGAUGUACGAAUCCUCGCUGGUGAUUCAGGGGAGCGAUUUCUCGAUGGCGAGUUGCUUUGUCGAAGAGCUUGUGGUGGCCAACAACUCGCUGAACACAAUCCAGAGCAUCAAUUUGAGUGUGUUUUGUCUCCUACAACGCUUUAUUGUUGGAGAUAACUGCUGCAGGAAGUGCAAGCGCUUGCUGAUCGCUCACAACAACGCCCUCACCACGACCAUUAUCGGAAAUUACUCCUUUACGACGCAUGGAAACUCGCUCGAGCUUCUUCUGUCCGAUUCGAACGCCAUUCUGCGCAAACGAAAGGCCUUUUUGAUUCGCGAUUUGCCUCGGCUUGAAAUCUUGCAGAUUGGCGUGGGAUCAUUCUCGGACUACUGCGAAUUUUCUGUCACAGACGUUCCGCAACUCAUCUCGAUAGGAAUUGGGAGAAGCGGGCAGCAGGAGAAGCAGAUCGGGAUUUCGUGUUGCUUCUUCUACUGCAGUCGUCUGUUUUUGAAAGAAUUGCCGCAAAUCAAGACGGUGAAGAUCGGAGACUAUUCGUUUUACCAUACGAACUCUGUACUAUUUUGUAACAUGCCCAAACUAUUGUUUAUCAUCGUUGGAAACGGAUGUUUCUUCCGAUCGCUCCAUUACAAGGGAAGACUCGUAUUGCAGAAUCUCCCGUCGUUGGCAGCUUUUACGAGCCUAGAGCAAUCUUUUGUGUCGAUACACUCACUUACUAUUAAGAAUGCUCCUUUGCUGAAGCUAAGGGUGGACGUCCUGAGCAGCUUCUGGUCGUUGCAUCAUCUAGAGUUGGAGAGUACGAAAUUGAAGGUAGUUCUCAGGUAG
Messenger RNA from Blastocystis hominis, 1584 nucleotides. RefSeq lists its product as hypothetical. The record is from RefSeq and is a predicted model, not a curated record. Bases 1 to 1584 code for a protein of 527 amino acids. NCBI's taxonomy places the organism in Eukaryota, Bigyra, Opalinata, Blastocystidae. The transcript has 3 exons.